CCCAAGAUUUGCGUGCAGUAAGGCUGGCUGGGUCAGCUUAUUCCACCAGGCGGAGCGCUGUUUUAUGUAGACUUACACCAGCUAGCACGCGGGUCAUGUCCAAGACGCGGACACCGUCAAGCGGUAGACCGGUGCCCACAGCGCUCGAGUACCGGCGGAGGCCAUAAGUCGCGCGGGCCCAGCCAUUGACAGGCUGCGCGCGGAGGGAUCUGGCAAUGUUGUACAAGCUCAUGUCUGUGAGAAUUGGCCAGGGCGGUGCAGCCUCGUUGAAGAUGGAAACGGGCGUCUUAAGACCGGCGAUCGGAGCUGUGGUCGCUGUGCAUUAUCGGCGGCUAAGAGCGGGCGGACAGUUUCGGGGCAGCUCGGUAUGCCCCAGACCCCAAAACUACGCGGGGCCGGCCAAUCACUGUCGUGCCGCUGCUCCGCGCCUGGAGCGUCUGUUGUCGGUUCCGAGAGUUGAUGGCCGUGUCCUGGGCUUUCGGAGCCGAGCGCCGCCAUUUGCAGUGGCAUUUUGGGCAGAUUUGGUCAAGUAUCCGCGGCGAGGCGGCGUAGCGGCUGGAAGACCGUCGUGUGCGGGCAAAUGGGCUCGGCGUGCGGGCGCGGGCGCCGAGAGCACGAUUUCGAGCCCCGUCUCUGUGGCUAGGCUGGUGCGCUUACAGAAGGGUUGGCCUCUGGAGUGGCUGAAGGCGAUGAGAGUGAUGCGCACAGCCACGCUGGGUUCUUCUCUGAUCUUGUCUGGCUGGGAAUGGGAAAUUGGGAAUCAAUCCUGGAGCAUAAGUUACGCAUCAGUAGAGCCUAGAUCCAGGUAGCCAAC
Messenger RNA from Ilyonectria robusta, 814 nucleotides. RefSeq lists its product as uncharacterized. The record is from RefSeq and is a predicted model, not a curated record. NCBI's taxonomy places the organism in Eukaryota, Fungi, Ascomycota, Sordariomycetes, Hypocreales, Nectriaceae. The transcript has a single exon. Bases 216 to 809 code for a protein of 197 amino acids.